Morchella importuna is the source of this 627-nucleotide messenger RNA. RefSeq lists its product as uncharacterized. Lineage: Eukaryota; Fungi; Ascomycota; Pezizomycetes; Pezizales; Morchellaceae. The record is from RefSeq and is a predicted model, not a curated record. Bases 1 to 627 code for a protein of 208 amino acids. The transcript has a single exon.
AUGACCAACACUGACCCACCAACACCCCACCAACCACCCCCACAACUGGUGCGCCGCCUCUUCAGUGGCUCCUACAUCCCCUGGCAAGCACGCACGCGUCACAUCUCCCCACCCCGGCACACAACACAUAUCGCGCCGUACCCGCUGCCGCGGCCGCGGGGCUACAGGGUCAUGCCGGUGACGCGGAUGUAUGACCUUGACGCCGAGACGCGGUGGAAGACGCAGUAUAAUGCGAGGCGCUCGGGGCCUGAGGUGGAGGAGGAGGAUGGGGUAGGGGGUUUGGAUGGGAGUGGGGUGAAGGGGAAGGGGGAAGGGGAGAAGGAGGUGAGGUUUGAGGAGAUGGUUAUUAUAGUACAUUAUGUGCAGGAGGAGAAUGAGAGUGAUAGUAGUGAGGGUGAGAGUGUGAGUGGGGGUGGGAACGCUGAUAGUGCGGAUAGUGCGGAUAGUGCGGAUAGUGCGGAUAGUGGGGAUAGUGAGGAUAGUGAGGAUAGCGUGGAUACUGAGGGUACGGAGGGUACUGAGGAUAGCGACGCUACUAUCUGUGGAAGUGAUGAAGAGGGGGUCGUGGGGCCCGGGGCGGGAGAGGCGGGAGAUGAAGAAGAGACAAUUUUUGAAUUGGAGUUGUAA